Molecule: messenger RNA, 2177 nt
Organism: Anopheles coustani
Lineage: Eukaryota; Metazoa; Arthropoda; Insecta; Diptera; Culicidae
Gene: Patsas
Exons: 4
Coding region: 16-1635 (539 amino acids)
Biological process (GO): protein palmitoylation
Cellular component (GO): Golgi membrane
Molecular function (GO): palmitoyltransferase activity; protein binding
Source: RefSeq, a predicted model, not a curated record
ACGGCAUCAUGCAACAUGGUCACCGAGGAGAGUGACCAUCCGCACCAUCCGGAGGAGGAGAAAACACCAACACAGGAGAAGGACAGCAACCUGCUGGCACGGACGGACAGUAGCGAGAUUUUGAUCCAGAGUAGCAUGGACGAUAUAUUCGAUGUCAUCAAAUCUGGGGAGCUUUCGGAGGUGGAAAAUCUGGUAGAAAAGCUAGGCCCAGAAGCACUCAGCGCGCGGGACAAGCAUGGCUACACACCGGCGCAUUGGGCCGCCCUGGAUGGUAACGUCGAGAUGAUGCGUUACCUAGUCGAACGUAAUGCUCCGGUAGAUUUACCAUGCUUAGGAACGCAAGGUCCACGACCUAUCCACUGGGCAUGCCGGAAGGGCCACGCUGCCGUCGUACAGGUCCUACUGCAAGCCGGCGUUGCGGUAAAUGCGGCCGAUUUUAAGGGUCUAACCCCGCUCAUGACGGCCUGCAUGUACGGCCGCACGGCCACCGCAGCGUACCUGUUGGGCAUGGGAGCACAGAAUCAUCUAACCGACAUCAACGGUGACACUGCACUCCAUUGGGCAGCAUACAAAGGCCAUGCGGAUCUCAUUCGUUUGCUGAUGUACUCGGGUGUGGAUUUGCAGAAAACGGACAACUUCGGUUCAACACCACUGCACCUCGCCUGUCUGUCGGGAAAUUUACAGUGCGUGAAGAUCCUUUGCGAAAAGCGCAAUCUGGAGUUGGAACCGCGCGAUAAAAAUGGCAAAACUCCUAUCAUGCUCGCCCAGAGCCACCGGAACAGUGAGGUCGUCAAGUUGCUGCACAAUGAAAUGAAGAAAAAGUCACGCUGGAUGCCUCCGAUCUCCGAGAUAUGGGGAAUGCUGUUUGGUGGCGCUGGUGCGUCAAAGGGACCGCUGAUAUUGUUCCUCGUUUCUGUGCUGCUGUGGGGUUACCCAAUGUACAUGAUAAGGUGCAUCCCCAUCACCUGGAACAUUUUGAGACGAUCGCACUAUUGUUUCAUCUACUGGAAUGCGGUCAUGUGGAUCAGCUGGAUCAUUGCCAAUCGCCGCGAUCCUGGGUACAUUCCUCUCAACUCCGAUACUUACUACAGAGCGAUCAAGCAAAUUCCAUACUUCGACAAGUGGAAGAAACGCAAUGUGAUCCUUUCGCGCCUCUGCCAUAGCUGUCGUUGUUUGCGGCCACUGAGAGCGAAACACUGUCGUAUCUGUAACCGAUGUGUUUCGUACUUCGACCAUCAUUGCCCGUUUAUAUACAACUGCGUGGGAUUGCGAAAUAGAAUGUGGUUCCUGCUGUUUGUAUUAAGCAUCGCGAUCAACUGUUCGUUCACAAUCUACUUUGCGUGCUAUUGUGUCAUGAUCGAGGGUUUCAGUCUGCUGUAUGUGUUGGGACUACUGGAGGCAUUUGUGUUUUGUGGACUUGGAUGGAUUCUUACCUGCACUUCCAUCCUACACGCGUGUAUGAAUUUAACGACCAACGAAAUGUUCAACUACAAGCGCUACCCCUAUCUGCGAGACAAACGCGGCCGCUACCAGAAUCCAUUUUCGCGUGGACCGGUGUUGAAUCUGUUUGAAUUUUUCGUCUGCCUUCCCGACCGUCAAGAUGAACAGGACUACAUUCUGGAUGAGAACCUUUGAAAAUUGCCCAACAACUCCGGCGAACGCCGGAAGCGCAUCGCCAGCAGCGGAAGCAAUAGUAGCACCAGCUAGCUCAAAGUACGCAACUAAUCCGCGCGAUAUGAGACAAGACCAAUGGAACACCACGGUUUGCACAUUCUUUUUCCACAGUUUUUUUCGCCAACAUCACCCCUAUUGCCUGCAUAAGCUGCAUAGAAGAAGCCUAACCAGUCCGAAGAUAUCGAAUGGGUCUUCGCUUUAUGUUUUUAAAUGACCAUGAUUCAUUCCACUUCGUGAUACCUUUUAUGAUAUACUUCUCACUGGGAAGCGCUGUUACUUAUGAAAAGAUAUUUACUUAGUUCUAAUGUUAAGCAUGUUAGCUUAGAAUCUCGUGUCUCUACUGUAUAAGGAAGCAUUCGUUUGUUAUAACAAUAGAUAGGACCAGGGAUGUACGUUUAGCGCACUUGCCUUGGUAAAUUCGUUAUCGUUUGAUAGAGCUUUAACGCUACAACUUACAGCGUCCGUACAAUGGCUUUGUGGGUGUCUUUAAAUCAAAUAAAUGC